This is a messenger RNA of Bacillus rossius redtenbacheri, 2276 nucleotides long. RefSeq names its product homeotic protein female sterile-like. Bases 33 to 2276 code for a protein of 747 amino acids. The transcript is spliced from 7 exons. Gene Ontology annotation, biological process: cell fate commitment; positive regulation of transcription by RNA polymerase II; negative regulation of transcription by RNA polymerase II. The record is from RefSeq and is a predicted model, not a curated record. Gene Ontology annotation, molecular function: DNA-binding transcription factor activity, RNA polymerase II-specific; RNA polymerase II cis-regulatory region sequence-specific DNA binding; zinc ion binding. NCBI's taxonomy places the organism in Eukaryota, Metazoa, Arthropoda, Insecta, Phasmatodea, Bacillidae.
UGUCUUGUCCGAGCCCUCGCUGUCUCGCCGCGAUGCGCGGGUCCGUCGAUGAUGCGUCCCAGACGCUCCCCAUGCAUCCUCACCUCAUCAGCGUCAUGGAGCAGACGAUAGCGCAUGCGAAAGCCGCGCAGAACGACGCGUCGCCGGUGACGUCGCAGCCACCUUCCCCGCAGCAGCAGCAACAGCAGCAGCAGCAGCAACAGCAGCAGCAGCAGCAGCAGCAACAGCAGCAGCAGCAGGCUGUGCUGAGCCUGGCCUCGGACGCUAGGUCGGUCAUCACGAGCCAGCGGCACGUGCGAACCAUCACCACCGCAGGCCGCAUCACCACGGGCCAUGUGAUGGACGAGGAGGAAGACUAUGAAGAGAGCCACCAGCAGCAGCAGCAGCAGCAGCAGCAGCAGCAGCAGCACAGCGUUGAGGAGCAGAAGGUACCGGGCACGCCGCCCCAGGAGGACACCCAGCACGGACGCAGUCCUCCUCCUCCGCAGCAGCAGCAGCAGCAGCACAUACACCUCCAGCAGCAGCAGCACGUGUUGUCGCCGGCCGCCGCCCCGGAGGCCAGCCACUCCAGACAGCCGUCGCCGGCCGCCCACCUGCACCAGGAGGCGGCGCGGCACUCGCCGCAGUUCUACCAGGAGCCGCCGCAGCACAAGCGCUACCCUCCGACGGCGCAGCAGCUGCGCUACACGCCCCCCGCGGGCCACCAGCUGGUCUACCUGCCGGAGCGCGUCUACCAGCAGCACAGCUCGCCGCCGCCGCUCAUGUCCAUCAACAGCCUGCACCACUCCGGGGGCCACGCCGUGCCCCAGCCGCAGAGGUUCGCGGCGCGGCCGCAGCAGCGCUACGCCUCGCCCACGGCCGAGCAGCAGCAGCAGCGGUACGCGACGCCGCCCUCGCUGCACGUCUACCAGCAGCAGGGCAUGACGCCGCCGCCGCCCCUGGAGCACGUCGACCAGGCGCAGCCGACGACCGCCUUCGCCGUCAAGUUCGAGGACGCCGGCGAGAUGGCGCACCUGCAGCACCUCAAGGAGGCGGCGGCGGCCAUCGCGGCGCAAGACGGCGGCGGGGAGAUGGUGCCCGCGCACCACCACCAGCACCACCAGCACCACCAGCACCGCAUGCCGGAGGCGGCGGCGGCGGCGGUGGCGGCGUCCACCACGUACACGACCCUGGAGACGGUGACGCUGACCAACGCGCCCGCCGCCGCCGCCACGUACCAGGGCGCGUACGGCGACGCGCACCACUACCAGCUGCUGUCGGCCCCGGGGACGCCCACCUCGUCGUCGGGGACCCCCGGGUACCCGGCGGGCAAGCAGCACCAGCAGCAGCAGCAGCAGCAGCACGGCGGCGACCUGUACACGCUGUGCUCGUCGCCGAUGGGCUCGAAGCAGGUGGUGCUGGCCGGCUCGCCCGACGGCGCGCUCGUCUACAUGAAGUCCGACCCCACGCUGGCGUCGACGCUGGGCGCGGCCAAACCGCCCACGGCGCAGCAGAUCCUGUACGGGCAGUACGACCAGCAGCCGCCGGGGUCCCCCGGCUCCCAGCAGGUGACGCUGUACGGCGCCGGGGGCUCCGCCAGCUACCAGUACGUGAGCAAGCUGCCCGGGGACGCCGGAGCGCAGUACUGGGCGCCGGCCGGCGGCGGCGGCGGCGGCGGCUCGCCCGCGCACGUGGACUACGUGGGCGGCGGCUACGUGCAGGCCGGGCUGGCCCCGGAGGCGGCGGCCAUGCAGCUGUCCAACGGCUCGUACGGCGCCGGCGCCUCCACCUCGUGGGGCAUGGCGCUCGACGACUCGUACGACCCCAACCAGAUGCUGGACAUGGUGAAGGAGUGCGUCAACUGCGGCGCCCAGUUCACGCCUUUGUGGCGUCGCGACGGGACGGGACACUACCUGUGCAACGCCUGCGGCCUGUACAACCGCAUCAACGGCGUCAACCGGCCCCCCAUCCGCAGCCAGCAGAAGAAGGUCACCGCGACGGGCAACCGGCGGAACGGCGUGUCUUGCGCCAACUGCAACACCACCAGCACCACGCUGUGGAGGCGCAACAACAACGGCGAGCCCGUCUGCAACGCCUGCGGCCUCUACUUCAAGCUGCACAACGUGAACCGACCGCUGAGCAUGAAGAAGGACGGCAUCCAGACGCGGAAGCGGAAGCCCAAGAACCCGUCCAUGCCUUCGUCGGGCGGCAGCCCUCUGGGCGGAGGAGGCAAGUCGCAAGUUGAAAGUGGCGCUUCAACCGGCCGUUACUCGAACUUCUUGGCUCCGUCCCAUUGA